AUGAAACAGCGCAAGAAGCACACCAAGUCCCGUACCGGAUGCUCCGAAUGCAAGCGUCGCAAGGUCAAGUGCGAUGAACUACGUCCGAGGUGCGCCAACUGCCGCCGGCAAGGAUCGAGCUGCAGUUACAGUCGGUCGGAUUCCUCACAGCAGACACCAGGCGCCACGCCCAGCCUAGCAGGGGCAGCUGAGCGCAAACCCUGGGAGGCCCUGAUACCGCAACUGAGCCGGUGCCACACACCUGGGGGUAAUUCACCGUCAUGGGUAGAUCAGAGCCCAUUCUCACGCGACGCCGAGCUCGCUCACCACUGGAGCACCGUCACGGCCGACGCCAUGGCGACCGACCCCGACAUGCGGCACAUGUGGCGCGUCGUCAUCCCGCGGAUCGGCUAUGAGAACUGCUUCGUCAUGCACGGGGUGCUCGCCAUAUCGGCGCUGCAUAAAGCGUACCUCAUGCCCGGCCUGGCCGAGACGUACCUGAAUGUCUCUGCCCACCACCAGGUCCGGGGCUCCGAGGGCUUCCGUGCCUUGCUCGGCAACGUCACGCAAGAUAACUGGCGGCCGGUCUUCUGUUUCUCGGGCACGUUUGUCGCAUAUAUGAUGUGUCUUCCCAUUCGCUCUCCGAAUGGAACCAUCCAGUCGCCGGUCGUCAGCCUGCUCGAUCUCGUGGCCGCGAUGAUGGGCGUCCAAGCCUCCAUCAAGCCCUUUCUUCCUGUAUUCAUGUCAUCAGAGUUUUCCCCCACCGUCCGAAACUUUGGUGAAAUUGUCGACGCCGACUCGACGAGAGAAUCGAAUCCGGACCUGGAACAUUCCCUGCUCCCGCACGAUACUUUCAACGCGCUGUUCACUUUGCGUUUAUUCUUCGAGGCCGAACUACCUGCAGGAGAACAGGAUCCCUAUCUCAACGCCGUCGACAAGCUCGAGGCGGUCGCGAGAGUCCUCGGGCGCGCCGGCCUACACGCGGAUCCUGGGGUUGUAUUCUUCUGGGCGACGAACCUGGACCAGGUCAUCAUCUCCGACUCGCGAGCAUUCCAACACCAUGCUCUGAUGCUGUGGGCCCAUUUCGCAGUAUUCCUGGCAGGAUUCGAGCGGAGCUUCUGGUACCUGCGGCGAUGGGCCAAGAGCAUAGUCGGAGAUGUUGCCCAGAGGGUUUCGGAAACGCCCAGGGCGGCUCAGGUCCUGCAAUGGCCCGAGAAGAAGGUGUGGGAGCGUGCUCUUUGA
Messenger RNA from Verticillium dahliae VdLs.17, 1221 nucleotides. Its product is annotated as C6 zinc finger domain-containing protein. Gene Ontology annotation, molecular function: DNA-binding transcription activator activity, RNA polymerase II-specific; zinc ion binding. Lineage: Eukaryota; Fungi; Ascomycota; Sordariomycetes; Glomerellales; Plectosphaerellaceae. The transcript has 3 exons. The coding region runs from base 1 to 1221 and encodes 406 amino acids. Gene Ontology annotation, biological process: regulation of transcription by RNA polymerase II. The record is from RefSeq and is a predicted model, not a curated record.